Messenger RNA from Triplophysa rosa, 810 nucleotides. RefSeq lists its product as uncharacterized. Gene Ontology annotation, cellular component: trans-Golgi network. The coding region runs from base 1 to 810 and encodes 269 amino acids. The record is from RefSeq and is a predicted model, not a curated record. Lineage: Eukaryota; Metazoa; Chordata; Actinopteri; Cypriniformes; Nemacheilidae. The transcript has 4 exons.
AUGUUUCUCUCCGUCCUGACUGCGUUUUAUCUUCCUUCUCUGAUAUUAAGCGUCAUAACUGCGAUUCCUCCAUCUGAAGUGAAGCGGAGCGGCUGUAUUAAAGUGAAUCGGUGUAAAUGUCUGAUGCGGGACGGUUCGGGAAUCGUUGAUCUGGGAUCAGUGGCGGGUGAGGACGGUUUCUUACAGCGACUCGAACCCGUGACACCCGCCGCGCCACCGGGAAACACGGAAGUGCUCGUGUCCUUCAGCCCGUGUGUGCCGUUCUCUGAGCCGGAAGACUUCUCUGUCACAGACUGCACUGAUGUCGCUGCAUGUGUCAUUACACGGUUUCAUCAGGACAGCAGAUUGAUGAAUCACUAUAUGAACUACGGCCGACACGAGGGCAAUACAUUCAGCUAUAAUGAUUCAGAGGAGAUUCUCACUGUGUCCUAUUACAUUUAUUCUCACAGUGAACCUCAUACUGUAGUCCAUUACCAGUGCAGUGUGAAUGAGUCCAUCACACACAUCCAGAGCUUCAGCGUGGACGCACCUCUGCAGAUCUGGGUGAAGAGUCCCUGCGCGUGUCCAAACGCAUGUACACUGGUGGACGUGGGUCCCGGCACCAUCUUCCUCAUCGUCCUCUGCCUCAGUGUUACGGCUUACUUUCUGAUAGGAUCGUGCGGGCUCCGGGCGUUCAGGAGCAGCAGUGGUGUACAGAUGACUCCAGAGGACAGUGUUUGGUGUAUGCUCUGUUACCACCUCAAUGACCGGCCUCGGGACCGCCCGAAAAAAGCGCCAAUCAAAAAGAAAAGAGGACAUGCUCUGAUCUAA